Molecule: messenger RNA, 2329 nt
Organism: Astyanax mexicanus (Mexican tetra)
Lineage: Eukaryota; Metazoa; Chordata; Actinopteri; Characiformes; Acestrorhamphidae
Product: calponin homology domain-containing protein DDB_G0272472
Exons: 2
Coding region: 215-2011 (598 amino acids)
Source: RefSeq, a predicted model, not a curated record
GCACGCGCCCACGCACGCACGCACACAUACACUCGCGCAUGCAGACCUGUCCAUCUUUCGUCAGCGCGCGCUAUGACGUCAUAGCCGGAGAACGGUGAAUACCCAGGAACGUUCUACUCCGCGGUCACUUUGAGGUGCAGAGCGCACGCAUCUCUUUAUAUCAGUAGCCUAUCGAUAUCUAAACCCAGCGACUGAGUGAGGACUGAAAUCCAGCAUGUGGUACCAGGUAAUCCGAGAGCACCUGGAGGUGAAGUUCAUCAAGGAAAGGCUGUGGCUGGAGGAGCGACUGGAGAGGCUUCAGGACAUCAUGAGGCGCGAGGCGCACAUAAGGAUGGAGCAGUUUAAGAAGCAAUGUAGUAGUAAAGAUCUGGAAAGUAAGCUAGAAAGUGGAGAGAGAAGGGUGGAGGAAGAAAAGGUCACACAGGAGAUGACCGAUAAAAUAAAAGCUUUAGAGACAAAAAUGGAAGAGCUGAUGAGGCAGGAGGAGAUAAAGCAAAGAGUCGGAGCUCUGGAGGCAGCGACGGAGGAGAUGAGUGAGAAGCUCAAACAGGAAGAACUCAGGGAUAAAGUCAGGGUUCUGGAGGCAACAGUAGAGGCAGUAAUGGAGAAAGUUAGACAGCUGGAGAAACAAAAAGAGGAAUGCCAGGCUCUGUUGAAGGAACACAAAGAAACGGAGGUGGAGAGACAGAGAGCGGAGGUAGAAAGAAAAGAAAUAGAGCAAGAGAAAGAAAGGCUGACAGAACAGGAAAGGAGUCUCCUCAUGGAAGUGGCCCAGCACUGGAAGAAAACUGCUUUAGAGCAGCUCGAGGAGAUGAGAUGGUAUCGAGAAAAAUAUCAGACAGAAAUAGAGCUGUUGACUGAGAUGGAGAGAAAAGCAUUAAUGUCUAAAAAGGACAACAGCUUUAUGAAAGAGCGAGUGAGGAUUGAGGAGGAGAGAAGGAAAGCAUCCAGUGACAUUGAAGAGAUGAAAGAGAGACGAGAGAAGAUGCUGGAGGCCGAGAGAAAGAUUGUAGUGGAGAGGUCGAAAAAGAUGGACCAGGAUUGGAUUAAAACUCGGAUUGAGAUGCUAAAUAUAGAGGCCGAAAAAGAGGUAACUGAGAAAGAAAUGGAGAGAGAGAGAGCAAAGCAGGUGUACAAGGAGAGGCAGUUUAGAAACGAGGUACACAGGCAGAAGAUAGAAUUGGAGAGACAGGAGAAGAAGAAAAUGAAGAUUAUGGACAAGGAGUGGAGGAAAAUUGAGGAGGAAAAGGAAGAGAUCGAGGGUAGCUGGAUGGAGGUACAGGAGACGGGUAUAGGGAAGAAAAAGGAGAAGAAGAAGGACAAGAAGAGGGAGGAGAUAGAGGUAGUCAACAGACUGACCGAGAUAGAAAUAGAAAGAACUGAGGAGAAAAAGAAAAGAAUGGAGGAAAGGAGAUUGCGGAGAGAGCAGAGGGCAGAGAGAGAGAGGCAGGCGGCUGAAAUGAAGGAGAGAGAGAGGCAGGAAGCUGAAAUGAAGGAAAGAGAAAGACAGGCCGCAGAAAUGAAGGAGAGAGAGAGACAGGCAGCUGAAAUGAAGGAGAGAGAGAGGCAGAGACAGGCAGCUGAAAUGAAGGAGAAAGAGAGACAGGCCGCAGAAAGGAAGGAGAGAGAGAGACAGGCAGCUGAAAUGAAGGAAAGAGAGAGGCAGGCAGCUGAAAUGAAGGAAAGAGAGAGGCAGGCAGCUGAAAAGAAGGAGAAAGAGAGACAGGCAGCUGAAAUGAAGGCGAGGGAGAAGAAGAAGCCGAAGAAGGUGAGGUUCAGCGAUCCUCUAGAGAUUGGUCCAACCAGGCUGAAACCACAGCUCAGAGAGGAGUGUAAAAGCAGCCAAUCCACCACAGCUGAUCAAACAUCAGAGCUGAAGACACUCAAAGACUCAGAGGAAUCAAAGCUGCCUGCUCUGAAGAUUUUUACCAGUAGCAGGAAAACCAAGCUGCUGGAUUCGCACGAGCAGUUUGAUAAAGAAAUGCAUGAGCUGCUGAACAGCUGUGAGUAAGAAGACCAACAGAUCUCCUUCAGAAACAUCAGCCAGAAAAAUAAGACCAGCGACAACAAAGAGGAGAUCACACCCCUUUUCUUUUCUGGAGUUUCCAAGAACUUCACUCCAAAAAUCAGGAUUUUUUUCAGGAUUCUCCCCUCUCCCUUCUCGGGCCCUGAGUAAUCAGGUCUAAUUUCCCCUCCACUACCACGCCCAUGGGAGUAAUAGCAAAGCAGCACACUGCUGCCACCCCCUCAGAAUUAAUGUGCUGCCUGCAAAAAUCAUACUGUAAUUUAUAUGUACUUUAUAUUUAAUUAAAUAAACACUUUUUAUAUU